Messenger RNA from Fomitopsis serialis, 705 nucleotides. RefSeq lists its product as uncharacterized. The transcript has 3 exons. The coding region runs from base 1 to 705 and encodes 234 amino acids. Lineage: Eukaryota; Fungi; Basidiomycota; Agaricomycetes; Polyporales; Fomitopsidaceae. The record is from RefSeq and is a predicted model, not a curated record.
AUGCUCGAGGUCGACACCUCUGUCAUCAUGUCCAUGCCCGCAUUCGAGAUGUCUAGCCACUCGACGCCGGUGUCGAUGGUUCAACGAUCCGCCCUUGCUCGACGAAUCGUUCGAGCGCUUCCGUUCCUACGCUGCUUACCAGAACCCGAUGCUCGCCAGAGCUCAGACAUCGUCAUCUAUUGCAGGACGUACAGGCAUACGGAUAUUGAUGCCUUCGGGGGUUCGUCGCGGCAGACCCGGACGCAGAGGGCUAUGGUCAUGCUCAUCGAGUCUGGUGUCCUCUACAUGCUGUUCAUCCUCGUGCAAGUGAUCAUGAGCCUCAGCUCCGUGAACGCCAGCCUGCGCGAAAGCACAUCGCUCGCGUCCGCCUUCUCGACCUACCAGUACGUCAGCAGUUCCAUCGCGGGCAUAUACCCGACGCUCGUCGUCAUCCUCGUCAACUCCAAGCACUCCAUGCUCAGGUCGGGCGCGGGCACCGGCUCGUCGAACAGCGCGCUGGUAUACAAGCGCGGGCAGGGCGCGAGCGAGGCGACGUACAGCUCUGCGGCGACGGUGGACCCUGUGCGCGGGCCGGCGGGCGAGAUCAUCCUGUACGGGAUGGCGCAGCUGAAGGAGGACUGUGCGGAGGACCCAGAGGCCAUGGCAGGCGUCACAAGGAAGAAUGAGACUGCGAAGAUAGAGCAGUCCGUGGCGUACGACGUGUGA